UCGAUGCCUGUUUAAUUAAGAUAUUUGAAACAGUACGUUUUUUCUGAGAAAAUUAUGUUAGAACAGUGCAAUAGAUGCCAAUUCAAGAAACCAUAGGCAUAAUAAUUCGAGAAGGAACUGCAAGAAGUGAUUUAAAAAAAUGAUAAUGUAUUAUUUAAAAUGUUUUUUGCAACACUUGAAAGAAUGGUUCAUUCCACCAGAAAAUAUAUUAAGAUGUGGUCAUAGAAAAAAUUAUAUGGACAGGAAGGUUCUGCUGAAAUAUGGAAAUAAAAGACAAAACAGAUUCUAUAAUUUGUUUGUUAUAAAUAUUUUUGUGUGGUCAAUAUUUUUUUUUCAAAAACGAGGUUAAACCUUCACAUGCAUCGGAUAAGCAACUGCUGCCAAAUAGAUUUGUCCUAUCGUGCACAAGCUAUGUGCACGUAGAACAAGAUGAGAGGUUCAAUUUUCAAUGCUAGCUAAUCAUGAAUUGUGUUUUGGUUGGUGAACAUAGAGCCAUCGGUUGAAGAUGACAACAAGCGCCAAGUGCAGGGUGCUGACAUCGAGAUCACUACGGAUUGCCAACAAUCAGCCCCAGUACUGGAAAUGGAUUUCUCCUCCAGAUUCGUCUUCCAGGUUUGCCGAAUGUGCGGAGCUCCUGAGUGUGUACUUUCUCGCCGUCAUCGGAGAGAUCCCGCCGAGAGACCUCUCCGCCGGCACAAGCUAUGCAGUUUACCUUGUGUACAAGCUGGCGAGAACCACCUAUGGCCUGAGGGGCUCCGUGCAGACAUCGUCGCUCAGGCUCCACGGCGAGAGGAUUGUCCCCGGCAGCACCCGCGGGGUCAGCCUCCACCCCGAAGGGCGUGGGUCAGCCAAUGAUAUUACCUACCCCGACGCGAGGGGCGACGGCUGGCUGGAGCUCAGGUUGGCCGAGUUCGAAAACGACGACGAGAUGCUCACGGAGAGGGGGGUGAUCGUGGAUAUCCGUGAGGAGAACGACAGCGUCCAGAAGAAAGGCCUCAUCAUUGGGGGCAUGGAGUUUAGGAGCAACUAGUUUCAGCGAAAAUACUCAUUUCAUUAUUGUAUUCGAUAUGUUUGUAAUACAUGGAUGGGUGGAUAUAUGAGUAAUUUUCAGCA
Molecule: messenger RNA, 1113 nt
Organism: Triticum aestivum (bread wheat)
Lineage: Eukaryota; Viridiplantae; Streptophyta; Magnoliopsida; Poales; Poaceae
Product: F-box protein At2g02240
Exons: 2
Coding region: 506-1030 (174 amino acids)
Source: RefSeq, a predicted model, not a curated record